Messenger RNA from Apis florea (little honeybee), 1292 nucleotides. Its product is annotated as gamma-aminobutyric acid receptor subunit alpha-6. Gene Ontology annotation, molecular function: extracellular ligand-gated monoatomic ion channel activity; GABA-A receptor activity. Gene Ontology annotation, biological process: monoatomic ion transmembrane transport. NCBI's taxonomy places the organism in Eukaryota, Metazoa, Arthropoda, Insecta, Hymenoptera, Apidae. The record is from RefSeq and is a predicted model, not a curated record. Gene Ontology annotation, cellular component: membrane.
AGAAUAAAGAAAGCAACGAAUAAACGAUAACACGUAAAGUUCGUUGAACGUCGUCGAAGGCAGGAUUGUUGGAGUUUGCGCGGCAGAAAGUUUCAUCUCUCCCAGGUGGGAGAUCCACGAGGAUCUGUCACAAGAAUCGCAUGUAGAUCUUCCCCGCGAGUGCCGGUACUCGGUUCGAGCUUAUUUUAUUUUUUUUUUUCGAUCAAAAUUCUUUUCCGUGCCACUUCGAAGAGGGAAAAAAGUGUAGCGAAAUGUUAGGAUUGAUAUUUUUCAUAUUGCUGUCAAUGUGCAAAAAUCGGAAUUACGCUCUUGAUGUUUCUUCUGCGGCUUCAAAGGCUUCUUCGAAAGUUACGUUAACCAGAGGAACCGUCAACGACAUUGUUUCUAGAAAUAUCACAAUGGUUCUCGAGAAUCUUCUAAUGAAUUACGAGAACAAUCAACUACCUACUCACGGAAAGGGAACACCAACUGUGGUAAAAACGAAUAUUUUAAUAAGGAGCAUGGGUCCUGUGUCAGAACUCGAUAUGGAUUAUUCAAUGGAUUGUUAUUUUCGACAAUCUUGGAGAGAUUCUCGUUUAAGCUUUUUAGGCCCAAUAAAGUCUCUCAGUUUAAGCAUCAAAAUGUUGGAAAGAAUUUGGAGGCCAGACACGUAUUUUUAUAAUGGAAAACAUAGCUAUGUGCAUACCAUCACGGUGCCAAAUAAAUUAUUAAGAAUCUCGCAAGAUGGAGAUAUUCUGUAUUCUAUGAGACUUACUAUAAAAGCAAAAUGUCCAAUGGAACUUCGAAACUUUCCCAUGGAUCGUCAAUCCUGUCCUCUUAUUCUUGGGAGUUACUCAUAUGAAUCCGUUUCUUACGAAAGAGGAUCGAUGACUGUAUCUGUUGCAUCCAAACCAUCAACAAUGGAAAGACAAACACAAACAGAAGUGUGGAUACCGAAAUGGCGACAAUUUCUUUAUUGCCUUGCUGGUGAUGAAUCAUUUAGGAAGCGCAGACAAAGAGAAGCAGCUGGAAACUGUAGGAAGCGUGGGGAAAAAAUUGCAAGACACAUAAACAGUGUAUCUUACAUCGAUAAAGUUGCACGAAUAGUAUUUCCUGCUUCUUUUGGAUUACUCAACGUUUGUUAUUGGGUCAUUUACGUCACUUAUCAAGAGGAAUUUAAAUGGCAAGAUCCUCCGCUUGGAUCAAUUUCUCAAUAAUUUAAUUAAGUAAAAUAGCAAUGUUUAUGAUAUUUAUAUAUAUGUAUACAUACAUGUUAUAAUAUAAAAAUUGAAAAAUACAUUAUAAAUACAUUU